AUGAUGAGUGAAUUUGAUAUGACUGAUCUGGGAAAGAUGCGUUACUUUCUUGGUAUUGAGGUAGUGCAAUCAUCUUGUGGAAUCUUUAUUAGCCAGAGGAAAUAUGCUCAGGAGGUUCUGGAAAGAUUUCGAAUGUCAAAUUGUAAUCCAGUCCAAAAUCCAAUUGUACCAGGUUUUAAGAUUACAAGAGAUGCUGAAGGAGAGAGCUUUGAUAGCACCUAUUACAAGCAAAUCAUUGGAAGUCUAAUGUAUUUGACAGCCACUCGACCAGACAUAAUGUAUGUUGUUAGUCUCCUUAGCAGGUUUAUGGAGAAACCAAUUGAACUUCAUUAUCUGGCUGCAAAAAGAGUGCUCCGCUAUUUGAAAGGUACUGUGGAUUAUGGGUUGUUUUAUAAGAAGGGAAAAAGCAAUGAGUUAGUGGGAUUUAGUGACAGUGAUUAUGCUGGGGAUUUGGAAGAUAGAAAGAGCACAUCUGGUCAUGUGUUCAUGUUAAGUUCAGGGGCUGUUUCAUGGUCUUCAAAGAAGCAGCAAGUUGUCACUUUAUCUACAACCGAAGCUGAGUUCAUAGCAGCUGCUUCUUGUGCUUGUCAGGCUGUAUGGUUAAGAAGAAUACUUGAGGAAUUACAUUGCAUUCAGAAGAAGCCUACACUGAUAUACUGUGAUAACAGUUCAACGAUCAAACUUUCCAAGAAUCCAGUGCUGCAUGGAAGAAGCAAGCACAUUGAUGUCAGGUUUCAUUUUCUUCAUGAUCUUACAAAGGCAGGUGUUGUUGAUCUAGUUCAUUGUCAAAGUCAAGAUCAGAUUGCAGACAUAUUGACCAAGCCUCUGAAGUUAGAAGCAUUUGAGAAGCUGCGUGGUCUACUAGGAGUUUUGUCAGGUUCUACUGUAAACUGA
Messenger RNA from Prunus armeniaca (apricot), 894 nucleotides. Lineage: Eukaryota; Viridiplantae; Streptophyta; Magnoliopsida; Rosales; Rosaceae. The record is from the annotation of a GenBank genome assembly.